This is a messenger RNA of Haemonchus placei, 429 nucleotides long. The record is from the annotation of a GenBank genome assembly. NCBI's taxonomy places the organism in Eukaryota, Metazoa, Nematoda, Chromadorea, Rhabditida, Trichostrongylidae.
AUGAAUGCAGUGCGCAGGGAGCCUCAGCGCAAUGGUACGGAGUCUGAGCAGUCUAUGUUGACGCCUAUUCCUUUCCCACGUUCGUUCUAUAGCGAACCAGAACCUUCUCCGUACAAGACAAAUCAAGUUUACUCUCAGCAGGAGUUCCUGAAGUCUUCAAAAGACAUAUGCGUGAAAGACGUGAGAUUCUCAAACGUUACGAACGCACAGUGGGAAGGGUUGCGAGAGAUACGGAGACGCGUAGCAGGCGGCAAAAUCCGUCUUCAAUGGCUCUACGGAAAAGGCGUUUGUCCUGUAAUGUCGCAGGCUGAAUGCGUUAUGAGUAUCUAUAGGAAAGAUGGCAAAGUUGGAUACAGGCUGAUGAAAAUAUGGAGGUUGGACGCUCCCUGUCCGGUUCCGGAUUUCUAUAGCCUGAUCAAAACUUAUUAG